UAAAUACUGCAGCAGUGACGUUUCUGUGAAUUAGAUUGUCUAAAAUAAUUUUUUGCUAUAUCUCGACACCGAUUACAGCAAUGGCGACAUUGGUUGGAGGUCCAUCCCAGGUGAAGCAAGCCACACCCGAGGUGCAGAAGAUCUGCGAUGAGAUCAAACAUCAUGCAGAAGAGAAGGCAGGGAAGAAGUUUGCUGCUUUCAUUGCCAAAUCUUUCACCACUCAGGUCGUGGCCGGAACCAACUACUUUAUCAAGGUAAACUUUGAAGACCAGGAUAUGAGGCAACAGAUCGCUCAAAAAUAAAAAUUUGCUAAAAAA
This is a messenger RNA of Sinocyclocheilus rhinocerous, 317 nucleotides long. RefSeq names its product cystatin-B-like. Bases 81 to 302 code for a protein of 73 amino acids. The transcript has 2 exons. NCBI's taxonomy places the organism in Eukaryota, Metazoa, Chordata, Actinopteri, Cypriniformes, Cyprinidae. The record is from RefSeq and is a predicted model, not a curated record. Gene Ontology annotation, molecular function: cysteine-type endopeptidase inhibitor activity. Gene Ontology annotation, cellular component: cytosol.